Cyanistes caeruleus (blue tit) is the source of this 3897-nucleotide messenger RNA. The record is from RefSeq and is a predicted model, not a curated record. Lineage: Eukaryota; Metazoa; Chordata; Aves; Passeriformes; Paridae.
GGUGUCACAAUUCCAGGGCUGCUUCAUCUUCCAGCUGCUGAUUUCUCACUAAACAGUAAAAUAAAACCCAGCAGAUCCCUGGGACGGGCGAGCCUGGCCGUGCAGGGGGGUGAGAGAUUCUGCCAGGGUGGUACUCGAAGCGUUAUUGCUGCAGAAUGCCUUAAAUACAGUUAUUUACAGGUGUUUUGGCAGGUUUUGCAGCUGAACCGUGACUGUUCCUUUUUGCCUGUGGUGGUGCCUGAUUUUUGUGUGUUUGUAUGAUGAAGUCAGGAACUGAAUGCAAACACAAAAUCGGAAUACAUUCUUUUAGCUGCUGGAUUUUUUUUUUAUUAUUUUAACUUAAUUCUCCCUUGUGUAAUUUGUGCUGCAAAAUUGUGAUAGGGAAAACAUUGUUAUAUAUGAUCUUGCCUUCUGCAGAUGCACUUCAAUUAGUUUCUUUCAGUUAAUUUUUCCAGUACAGAGUGAUAAUAGUUGAGCUUAUUUAUCUCUUUGUGGGUAAGAGGUUUUUCAGCCCCUUCCCUGUCACUGCUAUUGUAUUCUGUAUUUAAACUCUGGCAACCCGUGUGAUUAUUUCCAAUUAAGCACUUUUAAGUGGGCUCCCCUGCAAGUGAGGUGUCAUUUAAGGAGCUGUGCAAACCAUGAACUUAUUAUUAAGAUAAAAGAAGCGAGAUCUUGCAGAUCAUUUUAGCAAGUGAGGAGCUGCUGGGCUGGGGAGUGGGGUGCCUGCAGUGUUCCCUGUGGAACAAUGGGAUUCUUUCCUGUGCCCAGGAUCCUGACACGUUCCUGCCCUCCACCCCUCAGCCGUGCAGCGCUGGGGGCUGAGCAAAGAGCUGCUGCACCCUGGCAGCGUUCCUGGAGCUGAAAUGAGAGCAGGAACCCGAGGGCUCCGGUGUCACGAUGCACGCGGGCACGCGGGGGAAGAGGAGUUUGUGGAGCUGUGGGGGAGUGAGGAUCCUCCCCUCUGCGCUCCUGGGGAGCGUGGGCAGCUGCCAGUGCCAGGGAAGAGAAUUCCAGAGAGCUCAGCCUGUCCCCCUGCUCACCUGGGGAGCUCUGCAGGGGCUGAGACCGGCCCAGCAGGGAUUUCCUGGUGUGGUGGGAGCCGCAGGGUGAGGUGAGCUGAGGAUCUCCCAUUUCUCCUGUGUGCAUCCACAGCACAGGAACCUGCUCCAGCCCCACUGGCUCUCUGGGGGUGCUUGGCAGAGGGAAUGGGAAUGGGAAGCUGCUCCCUGCCAGAGAAAGGCACAGCAGGACUGGGCUGCUCCCCAGGAGCACGAAGCAGGCAGCAAUUGAACUGCACAAAAGGAGUUUGAGAACUUUGAAAACUUUGUCUCCAAUUAGCCAGUUGUAUUCUUUAGUUAUCUGUGUUUGUUUCUAUUUCAGCCACUGGUCAGUUCUCUCAAACCCUUGAUGUAGAAUGACAGAAUGUCCUGAGUGGGAAGGGAUCCACAGGAACCACCAGCCCAGCUCCUGGCCCUGCACAGACACCCCAACAAUCAGAUCAUAGAUAUUUGAUUCCAGAACAAAAACAAAGCGAUGGUUGUGGGGUUUUUAAAUUCAGAGCUGAAUGUAGCAUAAGAGUGCCAAUGAACAUUUGAAGGUCCUGGGUUUCACUUGCAUGAAAAAGGUGUAGCAGGUAAGGCUUGAAAAGGGAGCUGGGAAGUAACAAACCGUACGAUUUAAAAGCCAAAACGUAAAAACGCCUUUUCACCGUUCCGUGUGGCGCGUCCCAGUUACAAAACACCGAGUGACACCUCCCAAACUGUGUUUGUCCCAGAUGGACCCGUCGUCCCCGCCGUUCCUGCUGGCCAAGCUGACCCCCCUGCACUCGGAGCAGCUCCUGCAGGGCCUCAACCUGCUGCGGCAGCACCAGGAGCUCUGCGACGUCGUGCUGCGCGUGGGCGAGGCCAAGAUCCACGCGCACAAGGUGGUGCUGGCCAGCAUCAGCCCCUACUUCAAGGCCAUGUUCACCGGGAACCUGUCGGAGAAGGAGAACGCCGAGGUGGAGUUCCAGUGCGUGGACGAGGCGGCGCUGCAGGCCAUCGUGGAGUACGCCUACACCGGCACCGUCUUCAUCUCGCAGGACACCGUGGAGUCGCUGCUGCCCGCAGCCAACCUGCUGCAGGUCAAGCUGGUGGUCAAGGAGUGCUGCGCCUUCCUGGAGAGCCAGCUGGACCCCGGCAACUGCAUCGGCAUCUCGCGCUUCGCCGAGACCUACGGCUGCCACGAGCUGUACCUGGCGGCCAACAAGUUCAUCUGCCAGAACUUCGAGGACGUGUGCCAGACCGAGGAGUUCUUGGAGCUGACGCACUCGGAGCUGGACGAGAUCGUGUCCAACGACUGCCUGAACGUGGUGACGGAGGAGACGGUGUUCUACGCCCUGGAGUCCUGGAUCAAGUACGACGUGCAGGAGCGCCAGAAGUACCUGGCGCAGCUGCUGCACUGCGUGCGCCUGCCCCUGCUCAGCGUCAAGUUCCUCACGCGGCUCUACGAGGCCAACCACCUGAUCAGGGACGACCACACCUGCAAGCACCUGCUGAACGAGGCCCUCAAGUACCACUUCAUGCCCGAGCACAGACUGUCCCACCAGAGCGUGCUGCUGACGCGGCCCCGCUGCGCGCCCAAGGUGCUCUGUGCCGUGGGGGGCAAGGCCGGGCUCUUCGCCUGCCUGGAGAGCAUGGAGAUGUAUUUCCCCCAGAACGACUCGUGGAUCGGGCUGGCCCCUCUGAGCAUCCCCCGCUACGAGUUUGGGAUCUGCGUGCUGGAGCAGAAGAUCUACGUGGUGGGAGGCAUCGCCACCCACGUGUGCCAGGGCAUCAGCUACAGGAAACACGAGAGCUCAGUGGAGUGCUGGGACCCCGACACCAACACGUGGAGCUCCCUGGAGAGGAUGUUUGAGAGCCGCAGCACGCUGGGCGUGGCGGUGCUGGCCGGAGAGCUGUACGCGCUGGGCGGCUACGACGGCCAGUCCUACCUGAGGAGCGUGGAGAAGUACAUCCCCAAGGUCAAGGAGUGGCAGCUGGUGGCCCCCAUGAGCAGGACACGGAGCUGCUUCGCUGCUGCUGUGCUGGAUGGGAUGAUCUACGCCAUCGGGGGCUACGGGCCUGCUCACAUGAACAGCAUGGAGCGCUACGAUCCGAGCAAGAACUCCUGGGAGACCGUGGCCUCCAUGGCUGACAAACGGAUAAACUUUGGGGUGGGGGUGAUGCUGGGCUUCAUCUUCGUGGUGGGGGGACACAACGGGGUGUCCCACCUGUCCAGCAUCGAGAGGUACGACCCCCACCAGAACCAGUGGACGGUGUGCCGGCCCAUGAAGGAGCCCAGGACAGGAAGAAGGAAUUCUACUCUAGCUCCUGUUUUUUCAGUGAUUUCAGCAGUGGUGAGUUCCAGAGUUCUGUGCUCACUGUUCUGCUGCAUUUUGUUGGGUUGGACACUCAGGGGUGCAGGAUUGAGGUGCAGCUCCUCCAGGUACGAGCCCAUCUCGGACUCGUGGCUGGACUCUGCGGGGAUGAUGUACUGCCGCUGCAACUUCGGCCUGACGGCGCUCUGAGCCCGGCCCGGGCUGAGCCAGCACCUCCCCGGCCCUGGGAGCCACCGGGGCCCCCUCGGCCCCUCCGGAGCGCGGCCAGGGAGCCGAGCUGCCCUGGGCACCCCGCUGGCUGCGGGAGAGAGCCGCCAUCCGCUUGGGAAUCUGUCCGUCCCUCCCUUCCCAGAGCUUCUGUCUCUUCCCCCUGCGGAAUGUGGGGUUCCUGCGCUGGGGGAGCUCGGGGUGCCGAGCCCUGCCCGUGUCUGCGCGCCGGGAAAGCGCCAGCGCUUCACGGGGUUUUUUAUGACCAAGGGCUGCCUUGUUUCUGUAUCUCAAGGUUUGUACAUAAUAAAUGCCAUAGGAUGUUGCCUGUA